Messenger RNA from Photinus pyralis (common eastern firefly), 1159 nucleotides. RefSeq names its product inactive selenide, water dikinase-like protein. Gene Ontology annotation, molecular function: ATP binding; selenide, water dikinase activity. Lineage: Eukaryota; Metazoa; Arthropoda; Insecta; Coleoptera; Lampyridae. Gene Ontology annotation, biological process: L-selenocysteine biosynthetic process. The transcript is spliced from 7 exons. The record is from RefSeq and is a predicted model, not a curated record. Gene Ontology annotation, cellular component: cytoplasm.
UGGUCCAUGGCAAUUUACGUAACAUCAUAGCAUGGCGAACGAAUUCUUUUUCGAUCCAGCCAAAUAUGGUCUAAGAAAAUCGUUAAAAUUAACCGAUUUUUCCGAAUUGCGAGGGUGAGGUUGUAAGGUCUCCCAAGAAGCUUUAAGAAGGUACUUGGGGGACCCUCACACAACACAAUCGAGCCACAAUGUUGUAGAUAAUAAUAAAAUAGAAAUUGGUUUAGAUGCCUGCUUAAUUCCGACACGUUUUCCCAACUUAUUUAUAAUCGAGACUGUUGAUUUUUUCUAUCCUCUAAUUGAUGAUCCCUAUUUAAUGGGAAAAAUUGCUUGUGCCAACGUGUUAAGUGACCUAUAUGCUUUUGGGGUGUAUUGUAUCGAUCACGUCCGGAUUAUCAUGGCUGUGUGUGAUCAAAUGACCGAACAGGAACGUGCUGUGGUCAUACCUUUAAUGCUCAAAGGUUUUCAGGAUCUUGCCAAGGUAGCCAAUUUGAAAGCAAUUGUUCAGAACGCUUCAGUUAAUCCUUGGUGCAUAAUAGGAGGAGUUGCUACAUCUCUUUGCACGUCACAAGAAUACAUUCUUCCGUUAAAUGCACAAAUUGGUGAUGUGCUUGUUUUAACUAAACCUUUAGGAGUUCAAAUUGCCAGUAAUAUAAAUCGUUGGCGUAUUAAUGGUGGUGAAAAAUGGGAGAAUUUAUUAAAGGUGAUCACUGAGGACGAGGUCUUGAAGGCUUUUGCCACUGCUGUUAAAAAUAUGUGCCACUUAAAUAAGAAUGCCGCCUAUUUAAUGCACAAACAUGAAGCACAUGCGGCCACAGAUGUUACUGGUUUUGGAAUUUUGGGCCAUGCAGAAAAUCUGGUAACAUUUCAAAGUCGCGAAGUUUCAUUUCAUAUAGACACUUUGCCAAUAAUCAAAAAUGUAAUUCAGAUUUCAGAGGUGAUUGGUAAUAAAAAACGAUUAUUAAGUGGUUUGGCUCCAGAAACAUCCGGUGGAUUGUUAAUUUGUAUGUCGAAGGAUAACGCUGAGAGAUUUUGCAAAGAGCUGGCAGAAAUCGAUGAUCGUCAGGCAUGGAUUAUUGGAACAGUUGAGGCUGGCAGUAAAACUGUACAUAUUAGCAGUGAUGUGAAAAUAAUUGAAGCCUCAUAGCACAAAUCUCAUAAA